Molecule: messenger RNA, 1276 nt
Organism: Astrephomene gubernaculifera
Lineage: Eukaryota; Viridiplantae; Chlorophyta; Chlorophyceae; Chlamydomonadales; Astrephomenaceae
Source: the annotation of a GenBank genome assembly
AUGCGAACUGCACCAUGCCCUUUUUUACUACAGUUGGAAUACGCUUUCGUCGGUCCUUCUUUGGCGGCAGCCAGCACCUUUCGCAACGUUUCAAUAUCGCAAGCUUUUGAUCCUAAUAUUUAUGUCCUGUGAAUAGCAAACCGGGAAUCAUACUUACCCUUUUUGGCUAAGGUGCAAGCGAAGGCUCAACCGAAACGGUAUGCUAGGUGCUUGCAGCCUCAGCCCGUGAAUUGAGACUAUAGCUCAGUGCUUAUCUUAUCCGUGCUGCUUGCUGUUUGCCAAGCUAGCACCAAUUCAGGAGAGCUUUCUCCACCCUGUAAGGCUUCCGCUCCACAGUCUCAGCCAACUAGUGAGGCGAUAUUUGGCCAGUGCUGUUCUUGCAUAGCGUUUCCGGGGCCAAGCGAACACUAGUUACUCAGCUUGGAUGGUCAGCCAGGCGGCAUUGGGGCGCAGCGAAGGCCAUUCCCGCAUCCUGAGUGGCUAAUUGGUUCAGUGCUGAUCAUAACAUUAUGGAUAACAACCUCAACCGCUUGCGCUUGGGGCAAGCCCAGGACGUAACUGGGCAGCAACAGCGCCUUGAUGAGGAGGGCAGGCCAGGGCCUGGCACCCGGCCAACCACAACAAUGGCAACGCAAGAGCCCGGACCAAACCGCUGUCAGGUUGACAACUGUGAUGCGGACCUGAAGAACCUGCGGCGCUACUUUCGUCGCUACCAUGUGUGCGAGACGCACAUCCGCGCCCAGGUGGUGCACAUCCGGGGCUGUGAGGUGCGAUUCUGCGACCAAUGCAGCACAUUCCACCCGCUGAGCUACUUCGAUGGGACACGCAGGACCUGUCGUGAGAAGCUGGAGUACAACCGCAUGCGCCGGCGCGCGCGCAAGGCGCAGAGCACAGCCGCUGGUCAGGGCCAGGCAGGGAGGGCCGCCGCAGCACCAAAUUCCGCCGCCGCCACCGGCGGCGCCCCUGGGCCCGGCGGUGGCAGUGGCGACGAUGUGGACUCAGACGACCAGCCCGCCAGCGGCAGGGGUAGCGGCCAGGGCAGCGGCCAAGGAAGUGGCGUCGGCAGUGGCAGCGGUCAAGGCAGCGGGCAGGCGGCUGACAGCGGCGGCGGCGGCGGUGCCGCGUCGCCGUCUUCGCGGGGAACCGGCGCUGCGGGUCGAGGUCAGGCGCGGAAGCGACAGAGCGGAGUACAAGAAUCGCGCAGGCAGCAGCAGGCUGCGCGCCAGGCGUCCAUGCGCGAUGUCACGGGUGCCAGUCACGGGGGGCUGCAGCGCAC